Molecule: messenger RNA, 3095 nt
Organism: Aureobasidium uvarum
Lineage: Eukaryota; Fungi; Ascomycota; Dothideomycetes; Dothideales; Saccotheciaceae
Source: the annotation of a GenBank genome assembly
CACUCGUCCCCGGCUUGGCCAUGAACAAUAAGGAGCGCUCGAGACCCGCGUCGGCCAGCAACUCCCUGACGAGACAGAAGUCCAUCAAUGGCCUCAGUCCUGCGCCGCUGCCUAGAGAUGCGUCAAUUGCGCGCACCGCAAGAGCCGACUCCAACCCGAACGACGACCUUGACCAUGACCCUGACCCUGACCAUGACCGCGACCCCGAUGACGACGAUCCACUCCAUAUUUCUCUAAAGGCCUGUUACGAUGCCUCGCAAUCCAAGAUUGCCCAGCUCUUCUCGCGCCAUGCCCUGCCGCUUACCUCAUCUGGUUCUUCUGACCACGCCAAGUCUUCGGAGGAUGUGCGUAAAAAGCUCGAGCAAGACAAAAAGGCGGCCGAGGACGCGGCGCGAAAGAGUUUCCAUAUCAUGUUCUUUACUCUCGAGGCGGAUCGAGACGCUAUGAUGGAGCAGCAGAAACUCGACGAUCUGGACAGGCAAGUCGAGAACGAAAUGUCUGGCGCAUCCAAUCCUGCCCCAACCUCUGAUCCCUCGGGCAUCCAACAAGGUUCUCUCAGCACGGCCGAUCUUGGUGCAUCAAGCUUAACCUUGAAGAAUCUCAUCGCCCGUAUAGACGCUAAACGAACCAUGGUCAAUGCAAACGACACCCAACUGCGUACUCUUAUCAGUGAAGUUCGCAAAGGACGUAGCAAAUGGGCCAGUGAGGAAAAGAUUGGUCAGGAGGAGUUGUACGAGGCUGCCGAGAAGGUCCUGAUGGAGCUGAAAGCAAUGACCGAAUACUCGACUCCUUUCUUGCAGAGGGUGAACAAAAGAGAUGCUCCCGACUACUUCCACAUCAUCAAGCAGCCCAUGGACAUCGGCACCAUGAUAAAAAAGCUCAAGAGCUUUUCGUACAGAUCAAAAAAGGAAUUUGUCGGGGACCUGAACCUGAUCUGGGCCAACUGUCUCACCUACAAUGCCGAUCCCGCUCAUCCACUGCGCAAAAAGGCCUUGUACAUGCGCAAAGAGACUGACAAACUGGUACCUCUGAUCCCCGACAUUGUCGUCAGGGACAGAGCAGAGGUUGAAGCAGAGGAGAGACGUCUACAAAAUCUAGAUGUUGAUCUCGAGGGAGGAGAGGACAGUGACGAUGCACCAGGCAAAAGCAAGAAAGGACAGUCCAAUACCACACGACAAACGACUCCUGGUGCACCCGAAGGCACCCCGGCUGCCGAGUCCAAGCCUGCGAUCCACGCAUCAGCAUCUAGCCUGCGUAAUGAGUUUCUCCAGCCCGAUCUAGACGUUCAUGCUGAAGCCAGUUCAAAUGGAUUUUCCACACCGCCUCCUCCUGGAACAGCCACUCCACUUGGUAUGAACGGGUUGAGUCAAGCUGAUUUGAUGGAAGUGGACGGUGUCGGAAACUCAAUUGCCGUCAGCUCACAGAUCGAGGACCUGGAUGAGGAUGACGCCGAGUUCAAGACUUGGAAGCAAGUCACCAAGAAAGAUAGAGCUAUGGCAGCUGCCGAGAGGAACCGCCUGUUCCGCGGUGACCAUCUCAAUCCCGAUGAACCAGCGUUGCUACGCACGAAAGCAGGAAUGCGAAGAUGGCUCCGUCAGCAGAAGCAGAUCUUGAUAGAACCGACCGGUGGGCAAUCGAGGUCCGACGGCGACGAACCGGAGCCGGACGCGAGCACCACAGGUGAAACUCUGGCCGAGAUUCAAAAGGAUCAAGAUCGAACACUCCCAGACUACUACGAUGUUCUGGCAGCAAUUCCAGAUCUGAACGAACAACUGAGAUGGACCGAAGAUUCUGAAGGUAAAGUAAUACCUCAGGUCGAGGAGUAUCUGCGCGUCUUUCCAAAGGAGCAGUUCACAUCCUCAGAGAGUGGCCUUACCAAACGGAUGGAAGCGAACAUGAGACAAAUGCAAGAGACUCGAAAAAUCUGCGCAAAGAUUGGCAUUGUCAAGCAGAUGCAAAUCCAAGCUCAGACCUAUCAAAAUCAGUUCCAGAAGUACGAUCCCCAGCCGUUUGUGGAACAAGAUAUCGGCGCUGUUGCUGUCUCGGAAGACGGUCCCAUCAUGUCACCAUGGGUCUGUCGUGCUGCCUUCCAGAGAGCCGUAGGGAAGAUUUUUUACCAUGCCGGUUUCGAAGACUUCCAGCCGUCCGCACUUGAAGCCGUCACAGACAUAGCCAGCGAUNUUUUUGGCAAGCUAAUCCGUACUUUCACUCUGUACAAUGAAGCGCCCAAAGAAGAGCUUGAGACUCACAGUUUCGGUGCCGAAGAGCAGGUCCUUCACAGUCUUCACAAGAACGGCCUGGAUUUGGAAUCCCUCGAAACUUACGUCAAGGACGAUGUCGAAAGAUUGGGAUCGAAAUUGGGUGUAGUGCAUGAACGCAUGAAGGCGCAUCUCGCCGACCUACUUGUGAGUCUCUGUCGACAUUCUACUGAUAAAGAUACUAAUCCAUGCAGCNGACCUGCUUUGGGCGAUAGUGUCGGUGCAGAUGGCGUUGGUGCAUUCAACGAUGGCAGCGAUCAGUUCACUAGUGGUGACUUUGCUGCCGAUGUCGAUGAGGAUUUCUUCGGCUUCAAAGAACUUGGUCUAGCCGACGAGUUUGGUCUGGAGAGUCUCAGCGUGCCCUUGCAUCUACUACAGAACCGCAUGCACAGCGCUUACCAGGCCAACCAUACCAGUUUGAUCACUUCAUCUGGUAUCGUGUUCUCUGUACCUACUCCUUACGAUCCGAUUUCGACAGACAACUUGCCUUCUCAGAUCGGAUUGGUUCAAGACUUCUUCGCAACCAAACUUGCGGCUAACCAAGGACGACCUUUGGUUGACGACGAGGAUUUGCCAACCAAGCAGCGCUUCCCUCGACCUCGUCUGCCACCUACUGGAAAGAUCAGCAGUCCAAGAAAGCGACCCAUUCGGGAGCAGCAACAAGCUGCGAAGAAGCGCAGAAAGCUUGAGGAGAACAAGGACGACAGUAAACUUGUGAAACCGAUCGGGCCUAUAAAACUGGCGUUGCCAGGAGCCAAAGACAAGGAUCCAGAACCGGAAAAAGAUCACGAAGGAAAGAAUGCCAUGAUGAGUCCGCCUGAAAGCAUUACGGCGAGU